Molecule: messenger RNA, 1346 nt
Organism: Glycine soja
Lineage: Eukaryota; Viridiplantae; Streptophyta; Magnoliopsida; Fabales; Fabaceae
Product: zinc finger CCCH domain-containing protein 31-like
Exons: 3
Coding region: 239-1126 (295 amino acids)
Molecular function (GO): metal ion binding; mRNA binding
Source: RefSeq, a predicted model, not a curated record
UACCUAGUAUCGAGCCAAUUCUUUCCCUCUCUUUGCUGCUUGCUCCAAAACCCCUUAUUAGGGUCACCGCUGUUUGGGUUAGGGUUAGGGUUUCUCCACACAUUCUUUAUCUACCAAUCUUCUUCCACUACUUUCCCUUCGUUCCCUCUCACUCUCUUCAUUUGUAAGCUUUUUGCGCUAGGGUUUUCUCUGCAAUCUCUUGUACUCGAAGUUCGUUCCUUCUUCCGGAUCUCAAUCUAUGGAUAUCCGCAAGAGGGGAAGACACGAAACCGGCUUCAGCUUAAAUGGAGGAUUCAAGAGAUCCAAGCAAGAAAUGGAGUCCUUAUCAACUGGUGUAGGAAGCAAAUCGAAGCCAUGUACCAAGUUUUUCAGCACUGCUGGUUGCCCAUUUGGUGAGGGCUGCCACUUCUUGCACUAUGUUCCCGGUGGUUAUAAUGCAGUUGCCCAUAUGAUGAAUUUAACACCUGCAGCACCUCCUCCACCAUCAAGAAAUGUUGCAGCUCUGCCUCAUGUACCUAAUGGGUCUGCACCAUCUGCCGUUAAGACCCGCAUAUGCAACAAGUUUAAUACUGCUGAAGGUUGCAAAUUUGGUGACAAAUGCCAUUUUGCUCAUGGUGAAUGGGAACUUGGCAAACACAUUGCUCCAUCAUUUGAUGAUCAUCAUGCCAUGGGACCCCCUGGAGCAGGUCGUCUUGCUGGUCGAAUGGAGCCUCCGGGUCCUGCCGCAAGUUUUGGUGCCAAUUCCACAGCGAAGAUCAGCGUAGAAGCUUCCCUGGCUGGAGCUAUCAUUGGGAAGGGUGGUGUGAACUCAAAACAGAUCUGCCGCCAAACUGGAGCCAAACUUUCAAUUCGAGAGCAUGAAUCUGACCCAAAUCUUAGAAACAUUGAACUUGAGGGAAGUUUUGAGCAAAUCAAGGAAGCAAGUAACAUGGUAAAGGAUUUACUUUUGACCCUGCAAAUGUCUGCACCACCUAAAACAACCCCGGGUGUUCCUGGUGCACCUGCCUCUCAUGGAAGCAAUUUUAAGACGAAGCUGUGUGAGAAUUUUGCAAAAGGGUCUUGCACGUUUGGAGAUAGAUGUCACUUUGCACAUGGAGCUUCUGAAUUGCGUAAAUCAGGAGUAUGAACUUUCUUAGUGAGGCACAUUAGCCAGGGUUAUUAUUAUUGUUGUGCAUUGCUACUUUAGCAGUACUGACAGUACUUUCGAUGUUAGUUUUGUUGUUGAGUUGUUUUAGGUCCCAAUUGGGAUGUUUGGGAUGAUUUUUUUUUUUCAGUUUUGAAAUUAUUAAAAACCAAACUUAGUUUAUGUUUUGAGCUGUCAUUUUCAAUUUAUUUUGGUUUUGAAA